Anthonomus grandis grandis is the source of this 2122-nucleotide messenger RNA. RefSeq lists its product as uncharacterized. The record is from RefSeq and is a predicted model, not a curated record. Lineage: Eukaryota; Metazoa; Arthropoda; Insecta; Coleoptera; Curculionidae. The transcript has 2 exons. Bases 47 to 2122 code for a protein of 691 amino acids.
UGUCAUAGACCAGAUACCAUCUACUUCACAGGAUGUUUUAACAGAGAUGUCAGAGCAAUCUAAUAAGAAGGAAUUCGUUACUUUGCAUAAUGUUCCUUUAUCUACAACACCGUAUUUUGAGGAUGAUGUGUCAUCUAUACACGAGGUUCUGCCAUCACCAGGUAACGAACAAUUAGGUGAUGAUCCUGGCGAUUGUGACGACAGCGAUAAGGAUAAAGACUACGCCCCAGAGUCAGAAAGUUCAGAUUCUGAUAUGGUUAAUCUACAGCAACUUGCAGAUAAAAUAAAAAAGAAAAACAACAAUUCGGCGGGUCAAGUGGAAAAUGUUAUUAAAGAAAAUAGGCGAGGUCGGAAAACAGUAAAGGAAGAAACCAGGGAGAAAAGAAAGUUAAGAAAAACAAACAGAAAUUUGGGUAGGGAAUAUACUACCAGCAAGGGGAAACUUAUCAGAAAAAGAGAGAGAAGACCUUUAUGCUCUUGUAGGAAUGGAUGUUGUAGUAAAGUAGAUGAUGUUCAGUUGGACAUGCUUUUUGAUUAUUUCUGGUCAAUUGGCGACUUUGACGAGAGGGUUGCCUAUACCGCAAGUCUUAUUACGAAACAAAGAAAGAAAACAGCAAUAACGUCAGAAAGGAAGAAAAAGCGAGACUGUGUUAACGUUUUUCAUUUGAAAGUUAAUGGCGAGUUGAUUCAAGUUUGUAAAGGGUGCUUUGAAAAAACCUUCGAUAUUUCUAAUAAAUUUAUAACGACUGUAUUAUUAAAAAUGAACUCAACAGGAAUAUGUGAAAAAGAUAAAAGAGGUCGUAAAGAGCCUCCAAACAAAAUAAGUGAAAACAGUUUGCAGCUAGUAAAAGAUCACAUAGCUUCCAUUCCAACCUACGAAAGCCAUUAUUGUAGGAGGAAUUCCGAAAAACGAUUUUUACCUUCAUUUUACACGUUGAUACGUCUUUAUGAAGAAUAUAAAAUUUGGGUCCCGCCAAAUAAUAAGCCCGUAAGUCGUAAGAUUUAUGAACAUGUUUUUCACGAAAUGGGCAUUAAAAUAAAAAAGUUCCAGAAAGACACAUGCGCUACGUGUGAAAAAUUGAACAUUUUGAUUCGCAAUGAGAAAAACAGUGAAACCUUGAGUAGGUUAAAAACUGAACUGCAGUCACAUCUAGAUGAAGCUCAGGCGGCUUUUGAUUCGAAAAGACAAGACAAAGACCUUGCAAAACAGGAUGAGACUAAACUUGUAUACGUGUUUGAUCUUCAACAGUGCCUACCAACCCCAGAUCUAACUGCCUCUGUUGCCUUUUAUAAAAGAAAACUGUGGACCUACAACCUGACCAUGCACGAAUGUAAAAAAAAACAAGCGAUCUGUUGCAUGUGGUACGAGACCAUUUCUGGACGGGGUGCAAAUCAGGUAGCGUCUUGCGUAUUUCGAGAACUUUUAUCUUUGCCUCCUGAAAUAAAGCAUGUUACACUUUAUUCUGACACUUGCGGAGGUCAGAAUAAAAAUUCCCAUGUUGUAGCAAUGUUUCUAGUUCUUAUGCAGCUGACUCAUCUGGAAAGUGUGGAUCAUAAAUUUUUGGUUCCCGGUCACACUCAUAUGGAGUGUGACUCCGAUCAUUCUGUCAUUGAGAGAAAGAAAAAGAAGUAUGAAUAUCCAAUAAAUCAUCCGCGUGAUUGGUUUCAACUAGUGCGGUUAUGUGGACAGGCAAAUAAUAAGUUCCAAGUUAUUGAGAUGAACAGGGAACAUUUCUAUAGUUUCUCAGACCUGCUCAAGAAAGUAUUUCAAGUAAAGAAAAAGGAUGAGGAAGGAAACCAUUUUGUUUGGAAAAAUGUGAAAUGGCUAAGAUUUGAAAAAAAGAAAUGGACAUUUUAUUAUAAAACUUCUUUGAGUUACAUAGCUCCCUUUCAUGAAAUGGACUUUUCAAGACGUGGACAAACUAAGGAGAUACCAGUCUCAGCAAUCCCUAAGUGUCAAUUUCCAAACCCCAUUACAGAGGAGAAAAAGAAAAACCUUAUAGAUCUAUUGCCCUAUAUAGACAACGUGUUCCACGAAUUCUACAAAGGCCUUCCCACCCAGAAGGAUCUUCAUGAAAUUUUGCCUGAUAUAGAAGAAAUUGACGAAGAUAAUAUAGAGUAA